AUGUUUUAUCAAAUAACACAGCCUCUUUCUAAAUCUGCUAUCCGAGCUAUUACUUUUCUUGUUUUUUUUUCACUAUCUUUUCUUAUUUUUAAUUUUUGGCUUAUAUCAGAAAAUAUUAUUUUAAAAACUUCAUCUAAAAUUUAUACAUCAGAAGCCACUCUAAAAACUCGACUUAAUCAUUUACGCCAAAUAACAGAAUAUGAUCAAAAAUUAUUAGAGAGGUUAAAAUGUUUAAAUGGAAGAUUACUUUAUGUACUUUAUGGUCCUUCGGCUUUAGGAUUAUGUGAAUGGUGUGAAAUUGAAACACCUAUAACAUUUUUAUAUUAUAUUAUACCACAUAUAUUGUUACAUUAUUUAAUUAAUCUUGGAAUAAUUCUAUUAUCAACAUCUGUUUUAUUUGAAGGAACAGUAAAGUUAUGGGAAAACUUAGCAUCUACUAUUACUUUCUUUUUUUUUAUAGUAGAAUUAAUAGUGUUAAAAACAUAUGAUUGGAAGUCAAAUGAACAUAUUGAUUCUACUUUGAAUAUUAAUUGGAUACAUUGGAAAUUAAAUAAAUAUAGAACAUUUUUUAUAAUAGCUUUGGAUUUAUUUGUCGCUCUUAUUAUUUGGUUUGCUGAUACUAAUCAGUUGCACCAAAUGCCUACUAAAGAAAAACAAUUACUUUUAUCUAUUAACAAUUUAGAGGAAUCAAUUAAUCGUAUUCGUGCUUUAACUAUUAUAAACAGAGCAGUAAUUAUAGACGAAUUCCUGCAAAAACAAAAGAUGGAAUUUUACCAACAAGAAAAAAAACGUUUAAAAGAAUUAAAUGAUAGUAUAAGUAUAAAAAGUAAUAUGAAAAAUACAACUUUUGAGAAUAAUGUCAAAAAUUCUAUAGAAGAGAUUGAAAAUUAUGCGGAAAAUCUCGUUGAAUACUUAGAUAUGAUGCAUUAA
This is a messenger RNA of Pneumocystis jirovecii RU7, 930 nucleotides long. RefSeq lists its product as uncharacterized. The transcript has a single exon. The coding region runs from base 1 to 930 and encodes 309 amino acids. The record is from RefSeq and is a predicted model, not a curated record. Lineage: Eukaryota; Fungi; Ascomycota; Pneumocystomycetes; Pneumocystales; Pneumocystaceae.